AAUUCAUUCUCUUCCAUUAGGCACCAAAUCACCGUAUGUCAUUCAUGUCGAUGGAAUUAUGCCCAAAUGUACCUUUUCACUCUUUCUAGUUUCAUGGGCUUGUAAUCUCUUUCUUUCACUUGUUUAGGCAUGACUCAGACUGUCAAGGAAGUUGCGGUUACCAUAGCGACGAAGAUGGACAACUUGCCUCCCGUGUUCACCGAGUGUUGCAUCUAUCGAGUGCCUGAGAAGCUCCGCAGAGCAAAUGCAGAGGCCUACACACCGCAAGUCAUCUCCAUCGGACCGUUGCACUGUGAUAAGAAAGAGCUUCAGUCGGGGGAGGAGAUCAAACUGAGGUACUUGAAAGGCUUCCUCUGCCGCAUUAAGGCCGACCUCCUAGCUUGUACCAGUAUGAUCAGUGCAUUGGAAGAGCGCAUUCGGCAAUGCUACCAAGAAAAUCUCACCCAAGGCAGUGACGAGCUCGUCAAAAUGAUCUUAUUGGACGCAGUUUUUGUAGUUGAGCUUUUCAUAAGGAACUAUUACCCCGAGCACCGAGACGAGAACGAUGAGAUCUACAGCAAGCAGUGGAUGAGCAACGGCGUAUUCCAUGACAUCCUGCUGCUGGAAAACCAAGUCCCCUUUUUUGUCCUCGAGAAUCUCUAUAACCUCACCGCAUUGGGGACCACUGUCACAUUCUUCAAGCUCAGCUACGAGUACUUCAAAGAUGUCUUGCACGGGCACGAGCUUGCAGCCACGAGAAUUCAGGUGCGGCACCUAGUGGACUACGUGCGAGCCCUGCAACUGCCCUCAUUCCCGCGGGCCUUGAUGUCCAAAUGGGCCAAGAAUUUUGAGCUGACUCGCAGCGCAAAGGAGCUGCACGAGGCCGGCGUCAAGUUCAGACAGGUUGAGGGAACCUCGUCCGUGCUCGAUGUCAUCUUCAAGGACGGGACCCUCGAGAUGCCACGCCUGGUUGUGCACGAGUGGACCGAGGUGUACUUCCGGAACAUGAUUGCGUACGAGCAGUGCCACCACGAAUACAAGUACAUCAGCAGCUACGCCGUCCUCAUGGACGGACUCAUCGACACGUCCAAAGACAUCGACAUUCUAAUCCGCUGCGGAAUUUUAGAAAAUCAGCUCGGGAGCACGGAAGACGUGGCUAGUCUCAUGAAGGGCAUGUACAAGUCGACCAUGAGGGACUCCAGCGAGUUCUUGUACUCCGCGCAAUGUGAGGAUCUGAACGAGUACUACCGGACCCACCGGUGCAAGGCCCUCCUUAACCGGGACUACUUCAGCAAGCCGGUGUUCAGGAUCUCCGCGGUCACCGGUGGGGUGUUGCUCGUUCUCACCAUAGUGCAAACCGCGUGUUCCUUGAUGGAUGUUUAUGCGGGCGAUGCGGGGAGAUUGUUCCGUUGGCACAAGUGA
Messenger RNA from Syzygium oleosum, 1401 nucleotides. RefSeq names its product UPF0481 protein At3g47200-like. The transcript has a single exon. NCBI's taxonomy places the organism in Eukaryota, Viridiplantae, Streptophyta, Magnoliopsida, Myrtales, Myrtaceae. The record is from RefSeq and is a predicted model, not a curated record. The coding region runs from base 130 to 1401 and encodes 423 amino acids.